Messenger RNA from Rhododendron vialii, 787 nucleotides. RefSeq lists its product as uncharacterized. The record is from RefSeq and is a predicted model, not a curated record. Gene Ontology annotation, biological process: mitochondrial respiratory chain complex IV assembly. Bases 100 to 474 code for a protein of 124 amino acids. Gene Ontology annotation, cellular component: mitochondrion. NCBI's taxonomy places the organism in Eukaryota, Viridiplantae, Streptophyta, Magnoliopsida, Ericales, Ericaceae. The transcript is spliced from 2 exons.
CCCGCAUCCUUUAUCCAGAUUCUCUCUCUCUCUCUCUCUCUCUCUCUCUAGGGUUAUCUCUUCAACAGUUGGGUGUUCGUUCAUUUUUCCAAGAAAAAGAUGUCUUCACUGGGAACUUCAAAGGGUGUUUUGGAGAUUGCGAAAUUCGCAGUGUACGUGACAGUUCCGAUCGGUAUGAUGUAUUUCUUCGCCAACAACACCGACAAUCUCAAGAAGUUCAUGGGCAAUGGACGAGAAGCUAACAUCCAACAAGCACAUGGGUUAACACUAGCAAAUAAACUAAGCUACAACAACCGCCUCCAAAUAUUAGAACUGGGAGAAAUAUCUGACCAAAAUGCUCUCAAAAUACCAAAGGAAUACCAUUCUUUAUCUCUUAAUAUCAUUUUGUUUGAUCACCCCUCAAGAGCUACCAGGAGCUCUAAUACCACUUUCAGUUUCAAAGUCACACUGUUCAGGUCCAAUGGUCUGGGUUGAACUAGCAAAGCAACUUGUGUUUCUUCUUUACGCACAUGGGAUCUUACAUACAGGAGGGAGCACUUUAAGUUCUUCUUAUAUCCAUUACCAUUUGACUAGCCUGCUCUUUGGAUAAGGGAUAUGAAUCUUUAAUUCUGAAGUCAUGGAAUUAUUGAUUUUGAGUGAUGAGGACGAUGCUUGAUCCUGGAUCUCAUACUUUUCUGAAACGUAUAUGCCGUUUUGUUUGUGAAGCAUUCUUACGUUGUCUACCCACCGGAGGGACCGAGACCUCCAUCGCCAGAGGAAAUGAGGGAGAUGGCCCGAGAAAUAGCUC